CUCUUUUACUCUCGCAGACGGACCCAGUACCGCGUGGUUCACGCUAAUGGUACGACGAAAAGUGAACGUUUCUAUUCGUACCGGAAUUAUUUAGACCUUUAUAGUGCAACAUAGUAAAAUCUCGUAUAAGGAUACCCAAUAUCAAGUGAUUAAUUGUGGCAUUUACAAAGGAGGGCAGAAAGGAAACAGGUGAUGGUCUCGUUAGCUGAAGAAACUUUAGGCCACCAAAAGGCAUAAUGGGGUAUUACCGUUACUAAACUAAGCUCUAGGGACAUCUGUGAUAAAAAAAACUGAAAAUGACCAUUACUUCGCUGGACUUUGUGGAUGGCACAAUUAAAAGAAGAAGAUGUACGCAUAGCAUAAAACGCUAUAUAAUUGGAGCGGUAGCAGUACUAGUAGUAUUAGGAAUAUUAGUAGUAGCUUACUAUACUGGGGCGUUCAAUAGUAGUGAAAAUUCACCGGAGGCACAAAAUGGAAAGGAACCACCACUUACCCCGACUAAUCCAACAAAAUCUCUUCCUCCAUCCAGCUCGAUUUUGAGGGUGUUCAAGAGGGCGGCAGUGUGUGCUGAUUCCGUAGUUUGUGCAUCCGUUGGCAAAGACAUCUUGGAAAAGAAUGGGACUGCUGCUGACGCAGCCAUCGCCACCCUUUUUUGUAACGGAGUCGUCACCAUGCAAAGCAUGGGCCUAGGGGGCGGUUUCCUGAUGACCAUUUAUAAACGGGAUGAAAAGAAAGCGUAUUUUCUGAAUGCCAGGGAAAAAGCCCCGUUGGCCUCUACGAAUGAGAUUUAUAAGAGCAGUGAAAUGACUUCAAGAUCAGGACCACUUGCUAUUGGUGUCCCAGGUGAACUACGAGGCUACUGGGAGCUGCAUAAGAAAUUCGGAACCCUAUCAUGGAAGGAUCUGGUUCAACCUGCCAUAGACGUUUGCAACAAAGGCUACAUAAUGACCAAACAUCAAUAUAUGGCAUUGUUUAAGAACGACCUUAAGAAAUACAAGGAUUCAACUUUCAAGGAAUGGUUUGAAGAGAAGAAUGGCGACUACAAGAAGGUCGGCUCGAGAAUCGUACCAUCGAAACUUUGCAGAACUUUAAGUAUUAUCGCUGACAAUGGUGGAGAUGAUUUGUAUAAUGGCACCCUUUCGAAGAUGUUUUUAGAGGACGUGAAGAAGAUAAAUGGAAUUAUAACUGCAGAAGAUUUACAGCAAUACAAUGCUCAAUGGAUGGAUCCUGUCAGCGUAAAGUUCAGAAACGAGGACACUCUAUAUACGGCACCACCUCCUGGAGCAGGUGCUAUCCUUUCUUUCAUCUUAGGUAUAUUAGACGGGUAUGAAUUUAACAGAACCAGCAUCGAAGAUAUUAAUUCGACAGUACUGACAUAUCACCGAAUGAUUGAGGCUUUCAAAUAUGCUUACGCCAAAAGAACUGAACUGGGCGAUACGAAUUUCGUAGAUAUCAAAAAUCUUUUAUCAAAUCUUACCUCGCCAAAAUACGCAGAAAGCAUAAGGAAAAGGAUUAUGGAUAACACGACUUUUCAAGAUCCCAGCCAUUAUGGAGCAGUGUACUAUCAAAAGGACCAGCAUGGUACCGCUCACAUAUCGAUAAUUGACCAAAAUGGAGACGCUAUUUCUGUUACUAGUUCCAUCAAUAUAUAUUUUGGUAAUGGAAGAGUGUCAGAACAAACCGGUAUUAUCUACAACAGCGUAAUGGAUGACUUUUCGUUUCCAUACUUUAAAAAUUACUUUGGUCUUCCCGGUUCACCCAAUAACGAAAUGAAGCCCGGAAAGCGACCGUUGUCUUCCAUGUGCCCUACCAUCAUUGUGGAUAAAAAUGGAGACGCUAAAAUGGUUGUAGGUGCUUCUGGGGGAACUGUGAUUACGUCGUCUGUCGCUUGGACCAUAAUAAGAAGUCUCUGGUUCGGAGAAAAUAUUAAAGAAGCAGUAGAUGCUCCUCGAAUACAUCACCAAUUGUAUCCAAUGAAUGUGUUUUAUGAAUAUGGUGUCUUGCAGCAAGUUCUUGAUGGUCUAAAAUCCCUUGGCCAUCAAUUACAUCGAAACUUGGCAUCAAUAAUAUGCGGGCUCCGUGUAGUCGACGGAAAAAUCACUGCUAAUUCGGACCAUAGAAAAGGAGGUGAUGUGUUUGGCUUAGUUUAAUAUUUAUUGCAUAUUUUAUGUAAUUUAAUAUUUUAUUAACAAGAUCAUCAGUAUUUUCACAGCAUUUAUAUUAUAUUUUAUUGACUUAAAACAAUAGUGGUUUAUCUCAUUGCAUUUGAUUUUUUUUUUGAAUAUUUUGUACAAAAUGUUGUCCGUGCUUAUAUAUUUUAUAUAAAACAUUAUUUGUUUGUGAUUUGUUUUAAUAAUAACUUAAACAUAUUGAAUAAACGUUUUAUGGUUAUUA
Anthonomus grandis grandis is the source of this 2394-nucleotide messenger RNA. Its product is annotated as scoloptoxin SSD14-like. Gene Ontology annotation, cellular component: plasma membrane. The record is from RefSeq and is a predicted model, not a curated record. Lineage: Eukaryota; Metazoa; Arthropoda; Insecta; Coleoptera; Curculionidae. Bases 297 to 2150 code for a protein of 617 amino acids. Gene Ontology annotation, biological process: glutathione catabolic process. The transcript has 11 exons. Gene Ontology annotation, molecular function: glutathione gamma-glutamate hydrolase.